CGCCGCCGUGGGGAAGGGGGUCUGGCCAUGUCCCGUGGGGUGGCUGAAGGGGUCCCUGCGCCCCCCAAGUGCCCCACGGUUUAUGUCCUGCUUGGGGGGCCCAGCCCCCCCGAGACACUGCGGCUGCUCAGCCUGAGCUCGGAGUCGGGGAUCGUGGCCGACAUCGAGUGGGACGGGGGGGGCACCGAGGGGGGGGACAGUGACCCCAGAGACCCCCCCAGGGACCCCCCCGGGACCCCCCCGCCCUCGGGAACCUGCUACAGCCUCAAGAGCCAACCCCUGCCCCCCUGCCCGGCCCCCCCCGCGGCUCCCCCCUCGUCGCGGGUGCUGUUGCGGCAGCAGCUGAUGCGGGCGCAGGCGCAGGAGCAAGAACGCAGGGAGAAAAGUGGGGGGGGGGCAGCGCCCCCCCCAGCCCAACCCUCCCCCCCCAUCUCCGUGGGGGCCCCCCCGCCUCGAGACCCCCCCUGCGUCCCCCCUGAGGUGCUCAAGGUACAGACUCACCUGGAGAACCCGACGCGAUAUCACCUGCGGGCGGCACAGCGGCAGCAGCUCCGGCGCUUCCUGAGCACCCGCGGCCCCCCCAGCCCCCCCGAGGGCCCCCCGAAUCCCGGCACCCAGAUCGAGGCGGUGCUGGAGGAGCUGAUGGGGCUCGAGCCGAGCUGCGAGGAGCCCCUCACCUUCGCCCCCCCUGAGCCCCACACGGCGCCCCACCCUGCACCCCCCCUGGAGGUUUUUACCCCCCCCCGAGGCGGCAGCAGUUCUUGCCCCGCUGAGCUGCCCCACGUCAAGGCCGAGCUCUCAGAAUCGGAGGCGAAGGCGCUGCUGAAGGAGCGUCAGAAGAAAGACAACCACAACCUGAUCGAACGGCGCCGUCGCUUCAACAUCAACGAUCGAAUCAAAGAGUUGGGGACCUUGAUCCCCAAAUCCAGCGACCCGGAGAUGCGGUGGAACAAGGGCUCCAUCCUGAAGGCUUCGGUCGAUUAUAUCCGCAAAUUGCAACGCGAGACCCAACGUUCGCGCGACCUCGAACUGCAGCAGCAGCGUCUCGAGCAGACCCACCGCGGCCUGCAGCUGCGCCUCCAGCCCCGAGCGCAGAGCGUCUACUUCCGGCCCGGCCGUAGCGCCAAGAUGGCGGAGGCGCUGUCAGGCGAGGAGUUCCAGCGCAUGCAGGCGCAGCUGCUGGAGCUACGGAGCGAGAAUUACCGCUUGUCCGAUGAGCUGAGGAAAAACGGGGCCGAGCUGUCGGGGCUGCGGGCCCGAGUGCAGGCGCUCGACAAGGACCUGGCCAGGGCCAACAAGGUGCUGAGCAAGAGCAAGAAGGCACAGGAAGUGGAGGCGCUGCUGGGGGAGACGCGGAUGCUGCAGGGGAAGCUCCAGAGCCAGGAGGAGGAUUUCCGCCUCCAGAACAGCACUUUGUUGCGCGAGUUGGCCAAGUUGUGUGCGCAGAUCGAAGGGUUGGAGGAUGAGAACCGGCGCCUGCGGGAAAGGGGGGGCCCAGGACCCCCCCAGAUCCCCCCGGAGCCCCCCCAGGACAGGGCCGGCAGAGAUAAUGGGGACCUCUCUGUCCCCAUAGAAGCCCCCCCUGAGCCCCCCCAGGAGCAGCCGCCGACAGAGGGGGGAGCGGGGGGCGAUGCUGCCCUCGGGGACCCCCCGAAUCCUACCAGCCAGCCCCAAGUGGUGCAGCUCCAGGCGGAAGUGUACGAGCUGACGGUGAAGCUGCAGGAGCAGCAGGCGAGUUUUGCGCAGCUGCAGGCGGAGAAGGACGCGCUGCUCGCCCAGAGCCGGGCGCAGGAGCUGCGGCUGCAGGAGCUGCAGGAGCUGACGGAGCACAACCGGCGGCUGCAGCUGCAGCUGGAGGCGGCCGACAAGGCACAGCGGGGGCUGCGGGAGCGCCUCGAGGCGCAGGCGCAGGAGCUGCAGCAGAGCCGCGCGCAGCACGAGGCCCUCGAGGCGCAGCUGCAGGUGCGCUCGCGGGAGGCUGAGGAGCUGCGGGGGCGCCUGGCGGAGGCCGAGGCCGAGCGGGACGGCAGCGAGCGGCGACGCCGGGAGGCACGGGAGGAGGCGGCGGCGGCGCGGGAGGACGGCGAGAGGCUGCAGGGGCGCCUCAAGGAGCUGCAGGCGACGCUGGAUGAGGCCGAGCGGCAGCGGCAGUGGUUGGAGGGCGAGGGGAGCGCCCUGCGCCAGGAGCUGAAGGACGUGCGGGAUGGGCAGCGCAUCCUGGAGAAGAAAGGCAGCGCGGCACUGAAGGACCUGAAGCGGCAGCUGCAGCUGGAGCGGCGCCGCGGCGAUCGCAUGCAGGAGCGGCUGCAGGAGCUGCUGGCGCCCAACCGCAACCGUAGCGGACUGGAAGAGCUUGGGCUCGAGGGGGGUGACAGCAGCAGCCUCUCGUCCCUUGGCCGCGAUGGCUCUGCGCCCGGCAGCACCAAGUCGGGCUCGGGCAGCCCCGGGGGGGGCAGCGGGGGGGCUCCGGCGGGGCUCUCUCCGGCAGAGGUUGCGGAGCUGUUCCAGCGCCUGGCGCAGAGCCAGCAGGAGCGGUGGCUGCUGGAGGAGAAGGUCCGGCACUUGGAGCUCAGCGGUGCCUCCAUGGCCGAUGAUCUCUGCCGCAAAAGCGCCAUCAUCCAAAGCUUUGUGCGCGACACCCGCCUUGAGGCGGCGGCGCCCCCCGCUGCCCCCCGUCGCGGCGAGGAGGGGCUGCGCGAGAUGAACAAGAAACUGCAAAACCUGCUGGAGGAGCAGCUGACCAAGAACCUGAGCCUGGGCCGGGACCUGGAGGCGCUGACCGAGGAGCUGUCGCGGCUGCGGCAGGAGCGGGGGGGGGCGGCGCCGUGAGGGGCGGGGCUUGUCCUGAGGCCCCGCCCCCCGCGCUCUGACCCCUCCCUACCCACCCCCCGCAUGCCUCUUUUUUCGCCCUUAAAUAAACCCGAUUCAAACGCUU
This is a messenger RNA of Cuculus canorus (common cuckoo), 2935 nucleotides long. Its product is annotated as GRIP1-associated protein 1-like. The coding region runs from base 28 to 2829 and encodes 933 amino acids. The transcript is spliced from 30 exons. Gene Ontology annotation, molecular function: protein dimerization activity. Gene Ontology annotation, cellular component: glutamatergic synapse; postsynaptic recycling endosome; extrinsic component of postsynaptic early endosome membrane. Gene Ontology annotation, biological process: regulation of modification of synaptic structure; regulation of neurotransmitter receptor transport, endosome to postsynaptic membrane; neurotransmitter receptor transport, endosome to postsynaptic membrane. Lineage: Eukaryota; Metazoa; Chordata; Aves; Cuculiformes; Cuculidae. The record is from RefSeq and is a predicted model, not a curated record.